UAAAGUCAUGAAUGUCCCGUUCCCAGAAUCGUAUAGUAAUUCGAUCCAUUGACUAAAUUUGGGAGUGAACUAUUUUUUUCCCUUCGCUCCAGAUUUUUUUUUUACCAUCGUAAGAGGGAAAAGGGAAUAUCAGGGAUUUUUGUGGCACACGUGUUAUCAUUUUGAGGAGUGAUAAUGCAAAAUCCGAACGAAGAUACCGAGUGGAAUGACAUCCUCAGGUCGAAGGGAAUCAUCCCGGAGAAGCCGAAGGAGAAGGAAAUUACGGAGGAUCAGAUUGUUGAUCUCCUGGAGAGCACGAUAGACAAAAAAACUGGGAAAGGAGGCAAUAAUUUAGAAGACAAAGACCUUGACGAACUAGAUGAACUAGAGGACGAGGAGGACGAGCGAGUCCUCGUGGAGUACCGAAAGAAGAGGAUAGCGGAGAUGCAGGCACUGGCCGAUAAAUCAAAAUACGGAGACGUGAGGGAAAUAUCGGCCUCUGAUUACGUCCAAGAAGUCAACAAUGCGGGUGAAGAUAUAUGGGUGAUUCUGCAUCUUUACAAGCCUGGUAUUCCUCUCUGCACGUUAAUCAAUCAGUAUUUAUCGAACCUCGCGAGGAAAUUCCCUGCAACAAAAUUCUUGAAGAGCAUUUCGACGACGUGCAUUCCAAAUUGGCCUGACAAGAAUGUACCGACGUUAUUUAUUUAUCAUAAUGGAAGUAUGGUGAAGCAGAUGAUCGGACCCAUCGAGCUUCGUGGAAUGAAACUCACUGAAGCUGAAUUGGAGUGGAUGCUGGGUCAAGUUGAAGCAGUCCCUACGAAAAUCAAGGAAGACCCCAAGCCAAAAGUCAGGGACGUUCUAUUCUCCAAUCUGAGAGGGGCCAACGAUGUUGAUGACGUUGGUGACAGCAACGACUGGUGACAUGACUCAUUCGAGUGAGAGGUGUUAACCGACUCUGACUGUGGACGUUCGUUUUUCUAACAUGUGGAAUAAAUUUUUUAUUGAAUAAAGUACUCAUGAUUGAUAUGUC
Molecule: messenger RNA, 1009 nt
Organism: Diachasma alloeum
Lineage: Eukaryota; Metazoa; Arthropoda; Insecta; Hymenoptera; Braconidae
Gene: viaf
Product: viral IAP-associated factor homolog
Exons: 5
Coding region: 175-900 (241 amino acids)
Biological process (GO): protein folding
Cellular component (GO): cytoplasm
Source: RefSeq, a predicted model, not a curated record